UUUGCCCUAAUCCGCCCAGCGCUAGGGUUAUUUCUGCGUUGCCCGGCAUGGCGUGCGCAGGGCAGGGCAAUGCGAGCGGGGACGAUGCGGCAUUGGCGUGCGCUGCUCCAGCGGCGUCGUCCGGAGGUAACAGGUUCCAUCUCGCGGAUGCUGUCGCGGAAUGGAGGUCGCGCGAGCAGUUGGAGCCGUCAGUUCCAUCCACAUCUCCAGGCUAUUGUGAUUCCGACGAGGAUAAAUCGUCGGCGCUCUCCACGCUGCCAGGACCCAAGCCCUCGGACCUUUACGGAAAAUUCACCUGGAAGAUCGAGAAUUUCUCCGAGAUAAGCAAGAGGGAACUUCGGAGCAAUGUGUUCGAAGUCGGAGGCUACAAGUGGUAUAUUUUAGUGUAUCCUCAGGGAUGUGAUGUUUGCAAUCACCUUUCGCUUUUCCUGUGUGUUGCAGAUUAUGACAAGCUUCUACCAGGAUGGAGUCAUUUUGCGCAGUUUACUAUAGCCGUGGUCAACAAAGAUCCAAAGAAGUCUAAGUAUUCAGAUACUUUACAUCGUUUCUGCAAGAAGGAGCAUGACUGGGGUUGGAAGAAAUUUAUGGAACUUUCUAAAGUUGCGGAUGGUUUCACGGUCGGCGAUACGUUGGUUAUCAAGGCCCAAGUGCAAGUUAUCAGGGAGAAUCCUCUUCAGCCUUUCCGCUGUCUCGAUUGUCAGUAUAGGCGAGAGCUGGUCCGCGUGUACAUAACAAACGUUGAGGGUAUUUGCCGACGCUUUGUGGAAGAGAAGAGAGAGAAACUUGGUAAAGUAAUAGAGGAUACUCUUUGCUGGUCAAGUUUCCGAGCUUUCUGGUCGGCUGUCGAAGACAAUGCACGCCGACGGCUUGCUAGAGAAAAGACAGAUAUUAUCUUCAAGGCCGUGGUUAAGCGCUUUUUCAACGAGAAGGAGGUCACUUCAACGCUGGUCAUGGAUGCAUUAUACAGUGGCUGUAAGGCUUUGGAUCGUCAGAAAAAGAACAAGAACCAUAAAUUAGACGCAGGAUAUGAUUCAUUUACACCUGUUGUCUGGAUGGAGAAGGAUUUUUUUGUACUUGCUGGCGAUAUACUUUCGCUCUUGGAGCGGGUCGUACUAGAGCCAUUGCCUUCCUACAAAGAUGAUAAGGGGCCUCAAAACCGGACGAAGGAUGGAGCGUCUGGAGAUGAAUUUGGGAAGGAGUUCGUUGAACGUGACGAACGGAGGCUUACAGAGCUUGGCAGGCGGACUGUCGAAAUGUUCGUGCUAGCUCAUUUAUUCAGCAAUCGGAUAGAAGUGGCGUACAGAGAAGCUGUGGCGUUAAAACGUCAAGAAGAGCUUAUUCGUGAAGAAGAAGCUGCCGGUCAGGCUGAAAAUGAGCUUAAAGCAAAGCGCGAGGCAGCUGAACGGGAGAAACGUACUAAGAAGAAACAGGCUAAACAAAGAAGGAAAGAUCGUAAAGGAAAAGACAAAGAUCCUUCUGAAAAGCGCCUGGAGCAAGAUCUAACAAGCAGUAGGCUUGUCACGAAGAAAAUUCUGCUAACGGAUGUCGACCUCUCGUCGAUUUUGAUGGGCGAGACUGUAGAUGAGGAAGGUGAUAGUGGUCUGGAUAGCAUUGUGGGAACCUUUGGAACAGCGGAUGAUUUAGAACAUGCGACAUGGGAACGAGACGCAUCAUUCGUGAACCAGGAAAUGGAAGCAAGUUUCAGUGGUUCUUUAACUGACGAAGCCAGCGGGCAGAGUAAAAGAGUACCCUCGGCUUUGGACGACAGCUCCUCCACUUGCUCGUCGGACUCUCUACCAUCGGUGAGACCGCCGAGUAGCAAUUUGUUCGGUUCAAGGACGCACAUCUCCGAACACGGUUUCCUAAGGGGCAGGAGCAGGGCUGCUGUUGAUGGUUUUGACAGCGAUGGUAGGCUUCUUGAAGGCGAUGCAGUUCUCCGAACUGCAGACGCUCGAAGCACUGGCGAGACGAGCAGUAGUUGCAGUCCAGGAGGUAUAGAUUCGGAGGCUGUUAUUCUUUCUCUCAAGGAAAGAGUGCGUUGGCUUGAAAAACGUCUACAAGAAAAGGAGGACGAAGUUGUUUUGCUUCACGAACAGCUUAGCUACGCCCAGCACAAAGCAGGUGAUCAAACAAGAAGCCACAGGAAUCGAUCGGGGGAUGUUCCAGAUUGUAGAUUUAGUUCCGAGGCCUCCAGCAACAGAAGCGAUAGCAUGCCGCCUGAUGGGGAUUCAGUGCCGAAGGGAAGACUACCGAAAGGUGACAAUCGACAGUUAAAGUCGAGCAGGGCGACUACAAAUGGUUCUUAUCAUGCUACUGAGAACGGGCAUCACUCAAAAGGCAGGAGUGACUCUUCCAACGCUAUGAAGCACAAGUCCGACGACGAUCCACGGCCUGGUAUGACGGCGUCCGCAAUGCCAGCUUUUUCGAGACCAGGGACUGCGCCAAUGAUUGCAAAUGGACCUCGGCACUCCAUGCCGUUUCCUUUGCAGCCGAUUCCGCCGCCUCUCUCUCGCUCAAUGAGUGCCGCUGGCAGGCUGAGCGGUGGUGGUGAAGCGUCCGGUAUCAUCGACACCCCGAAGCAGGCUGGUCUACCAGUGUCGUACAGAAAUGCUGCUGUGGGGAGGCUGCACAGCCCAGGAGCCGAUAUUGGAGGACACAGCGCGCAGAGUAGCGGCUUGGUGAGCAAUGGCGGGUUUGCUCGGCCUUACGCUGCUGCUGCCGCCGCCGCUGCCUCGUCGUCCUCGGCAACAGUAAUAACAACAACAACGUCGACGACGAGCGGUAGUGCGUCGAAGCUACCUCCUGUUUACGAGCAGUCUGGAAGAGCGGAAGAGGUCCAAGUGGCAACGAUGCCAGAUGCAAGUAGCAACGAUAAACCUCCUCACAAAGGUGGUGGCAGCCAGCAACAGCAGCAGCAGCAGCAGCAGCAAAACGGGCAGGAUGACUCGAUAGCGAUAACAUUUGGGACGGUAACACAGGAAGUCCUCCACAGCGAGCACCACCCGCCGCAGCAGCAGCAAAGUUCGAGCGACGACGCCGGGCACUCCGAAGACCAGAGCUCCGACAACCAAGGCAGUCCAUCAGGCGCGGAGAUGCUGUCACCCGCGAGGCAGCCUCCGCCCCCGCCGCCAUUCUUCAGCAGCCUCUCGGAGGAUUUCCCGCACCUGGACAUCAUCAACGAUCUCCUGGACGAGGACAAGAACUUGGGAAGGACGCUGAGCGCGAUCCUGCAUCAUCCCGGUGGGAGAGGCGGAGACUACAGCUUGCCUGGCGAUGGAAGCAGUGCCAAGCAGCAGCAACACCAACAGCAGCAGCAACACCAACAGCAGCAGCAACACCAACAGCAGCAGCAUCACCAGCAGCAACAGCAGCAGCAGCGCAGGAUGGAAAGCGCACAGAUGAUGGGAAGCUACGCACACACGCCGCUGGCUUCUCUCCAGAGCGAUGCGAAUGGUCGCUUUUGGCCGAUCUCUCGCUCGAUGAGCGUCAGCAGCGUGAGCUACUCUGGCGGAGCUGGGCCGGAGGUGUCGGCUGCGCAGGGCCGAUAUCCUCUCCACCAUCACGUCUUGGUUCCUCCGGAUUGCUACUCGGUGUACGCUCCACUGCAGUGAGGCCAGGGAGCUCCUUGCUCCGAAAGAAAGAAAAAAUUGAAACACACUCUUUUAGUCAACGUUGGUUAACUAGCUGUUGUGGCC
This is a messenger RNA of Selaginella moellendorffii, 3695 nucleotides long. RefSeq names its product TNF receptor-associated factor homolog 1a. NCBI's taxonomy places the organism in Eukaryota, Viridiplantae, Streptophyta, Lycopodiopsida, Selaginellales, Selaginellaceae. The record is from RefSeq and is a predicted model, not a curated record. The transcript has 12 exons. Bases 48 to 3611 code for a protein of 1187 amino acids. Gene Ontology annotation, molecular function: protein binding.